UAUAAACCUGGGGGCCUCACACCUUCACCGGGGUCAAAUUUCUUGGGCAAAUCAGAGAAGCCUCUUUGGGAAAACGAUCGCAAGAGCGAAACACAAGUGAAGUGGAGCCCAGCUCAUCGCCGAGACCUGCUCUCUGGAAUUAUAAGCUUUUUUUAAACGGCCUGUUUCGUCCGCGGUUGAAUUCGCCUUCACAAUGACGACGAUGUAAAAACUCGGUGGCUGCGUUUGGUUUGACUCGUUAACGAAUUCAAGGGGAAUACAUAUUAAGUGUUGAAUGAGUCCCGUUGGCUGCAGAUCCCCGCGCAGUGACCGUUUUGGGGCAGCAGCAGCAGCAGCAGAGAGACACCGAGGGCGACGGACAACACGGCAACGACGUUAUUCGCUACCCCGCUCAACAUGAACCUCAUCGGGGGCUACCAGCAUCACCACCACCUGAUGCACGAACCCUUCCCGUUCGUCCAGCGGUGUCACCAGGACGCGCCGUACUUCCAGAGCUGGGUGGUGAACCACGGCGAGGUGCCCCCGGACUUCCAGAUCCAGGCGCCCUACCCGGCCGCGGAGCUCGGGGCGCCCGGAGCGACGCACGACGCCCGGCUGGAGGGGCUUCAGGCGGGGAUGGGCAAGAGGAGAGCGUCGGGGCCGAAGAAGGAGCGCCGGAGGACGGAGAGUAUCAACACGGCUUUCGCCGAGCUGAGGGAGUGCAUCCCCAACGUCCCCGCGGACACCAAACUGUCUAAAAUUAAAACUUUACGCCUGGCGACCAGUUACAUCGCCUACCUGAUGGACGUCCUGGCCAAAGACUCCGGGGAGACGGAGGGCUUUAAGGCCGAAAUUAAGAAAUUUGAAAACCGGGAUCUGAAAAGGAAACGAGAGCUGACCGACGGCCUCCAGGACUCUUUAGGAGCCGAGAAGAAAGUGAAGGGCCGGACCGGGUGGCCGCAGCAGGUCUGGGCUCUGGAGCUCAACCAGUGACCCUCCCUCCCUCCUCACCCCCCACAAAACCUCUUCAGAGACUCUGGAUUCAAAUCAGAUAAAGAAGAAAAAACCACUGACUGACUGAACCUGAACACACCGCUGUGCACGUGCAAUGAUGCGCAAAAAGGAGAGAAUUAAAGGACGACAUGCAAACUGCGGACGUUGUUGAUCUUCUCUCCUCAUGUGCUUUCUACGUCCACACACACAGACCUGACUGUAGGUGUUUGAUAUUUGUGGUAUUUUUCGUUGUUGUGUUAAUGUUUCCUCCCUCUUACAGUGCUGUAGACCAGAUGUUGCCAUGGCGUCAAAAAACAUCUGUCUCCCCUAAAAAAAGUGUCGAUCUGGAGUCGUGUGGAGCUGUUUUCCACAUCUGACAGAAAAUAAAUCAAUUCUAACAAAUGAUCAGUGGAGUAAAUGUAGAGAAAGCUGUUGUCCGAGGAAAACGACACUGCAAAUGUACAAAAAAGUAAAAUGAUUGUGUUGGUUUUUAUUAAUUUCAGCUGAAUCUGAAGCGUAAAAUCAGGUUUUCUAUUUAUUAGAAGUAUUGAUCACUUCGAUUGGCAGAUUUUUGUCCAAUCAGAAAGCAGUUAUAAGACGCUCGGUUAUGUCAAGUCUUAUUGUGUUUCAUUGAAUUUAAUAUAGAAGCAGCUGCAGCAGAGCCUACAUUUUAACGUGUGUUUACAGCGUACUGUUUAUUUAACGCCAAAAUGGAAUUAAAAUUAUCAGGAAAGGAACAUUUGUGCAUUAAUCUGGGUAAAUGUAUAUUUAAUGUCAUUCAUGAGUUCCGACCAUUUGUAAAACUGUCAAACCAAAAAAAAUAAAACUACAAAAAGUUGAUAUUUUAAAAAUGUAAAGCAUUAAUUAAUUAACCAGGCAGUCAGUUAAUAAACAGUCUAAAUGAUAAUGUCAACUAAUUUACGGCGUAAUAAUUGGACAGUCUUUAUAUGUUGAGUGUUACUCGUGUAAAAAUAAAACCAUUUCUUAUUUUUAAACAUGGCCACAGAGUCCAGCGGAAACACGUUUUGAGGGGAGACCACUUGUUUUUUCAUCCCGUUGAAUUCGGCGCAGUCAGAAUAUUUUAAAACAACUAUGAUAAACUCCGUGUUCCCGGUCAGAUACGUUCGCUCAGAUGGAGCCCUGACUGUAAACUCUUUAGGCUGUUGAAUAUACUGAACUGAACUGAAUCUACCUCAGAAUUAAUGUCACUGUCCGUUUAUAGAGAAGAGGAAGAAAACAUUUCAGACUGAGACACCGAAUGUUCCGUUGACGCACAGGUUUCACUCCGAGAUGUUCAACACUCAAAACAAAGGGAUUAAAGUUGUAUUUCUGUGCGAAAUGUUGGUGGAAAUGUACAUUAGAUGUGAAGUUAUAUAUAGUUCCGUAAAUAAAUGAAUUAUUUUAAGACACUGCA
Lates calcarifer (barramundi perch) is the source of this 2386-nucleotide messenger RNA. RefSeq names its product heart- and neural crest derivatives-expressed protein 1. Bases 397 to 972 code for a protein of 191 amino acids. The record is from RefSeq and is a predicted model, not a curated record. The transcript has 2 exons. Gene Ontology annotation, biological process: heart development; regulation of transcription by RNA polymerase II. Gene Ontology annotation, molecular function: protein dimerization activity; DNA-binding transcription factor activity, RNA polymerase II-specific; RNA polymerase II transcription regulatory region sequence-specific DNA binding. Lineage: Eukaryota; Metazoa; Chordata; Actinopteri; Centropomidae.